Belonocnema kinseyi is the source of this 3281-nucleotide messenger RNA. Its product is annotated as lysosomal alpha-mannosidase-like. The coding region runs from base 11 to 3031 and encodes 1006 amino acids. Gene Ontology annotation, biological process: mannose metabolic process. The transcript has 17 exons. Gene Ontology annotation, molecular function: alpha-mannosidase activity; carbohydrate binding. The record is from RefSeq and is a predicted model, not a curated record. NCBI's taxonomy places the organism in Eukaryota, Metazoa, Arthropoda, Insecta, Hymenoptera, Cynipidae. Gene Ontology annotation, cellular component: lysosome.
UUGUGACACAAUGUCGCAACCAGAAAAAAUAUUAAGAAUUUGGUUCUCGAUUAUUUUGUCAUGUGUCAUAGUAAUAAUUUUGGUUACUACCAGGACCUUCGUUAUUCUCAAUAAUCGAGCACGAUCAACAACCUGUGGAUAUGAGGCUUGUGCGGAAGUCGAUCCAAAAAAAUUGAAUGUUCACAUUGUACCACACAGUCAUGAUGAUGUUGGAUGGUUAAAAACAUUUGACCAAUAUUACUAUGGAAGUAGAAAAGAUUUAUACAAGGCAGGUGUUCAUUAUAUCCUUAAAUCGGUAAUACAAUCUUUGCAAGAAAAUCCAGAUAGGAGAUUCAUUUUUGUCGAAUCAGCAUUUUUCUUUAAGUGGUGGGACAAACAGGAUGAAGAAGAAAAAACCAUUGUUCGAUCCUUAAUUAAUGAAGGAAGACUCGAAAUAAUUGGUGGAGGAUGGAGCAUGAAUGAUGAAGCGGUAACGCACUAUCAGUCUGUAAUUGAUCAAUUUUCUUGGGGUUUUAGGAGAUUAAAUGACACGUUUGGAGAAUGCGCGAGGCCGAAAAUUGGAUGGCAAAUUGAUCCCUUCGGACACUCAAGAGAACAGGCAUCAAUGUUUGCCCAAAUGGGGUUCGAUGGUCUAAUUUUUGCUCGUCUUGAUUACCAAGAUGAAGAAGAACUAUUGCGUGCUAAAACGGCAGAGUUUAUCUGGAAGGGUAGUUCUAGUUUGGGUAAAAGUUCUAAUUUAUUCACAUCAAAGCUCUAUCAAAAUUACAGUUCACCAUAUGGGCUUUGUUUUGACACUCGUUGUAAAGAUGAUCCUCUGAUUGAUGAUACCGAGAGUCCAGAAUACAAUAUUGUUCAAAAAGUGGAGCAAUUGUUGGCAUAUGUCAACAAACAAGCCUAUUCCUAUAGAACAAAUAAUGUUCUGCUUACUAUGGGAGACGAUUUUCAGUACCACCUUGCUGACAUGUGGUUUAUUAACUUGGAUUUACUCAUAAGAUACACAAACCAGCGAAAUGGGUCAACACAUAAUUUAAUAUACUCAACUCCAUCCUGUUAUUUAAAAGCAUUAAAUGAUGCAAAUUUAGCAUGGUCAACAAAAAGUGACGAUUUCUUUCCUUAUGCCAGUGAUUACCGUACGUAUUGGACUGGCUACUAUACUUCGCGUCCAACACUUAAAUUCUACGCAAGAAUGGGCAACAAUUUUUUACAAGUCAUUAAGCAACUUUCAGUUUUAAGGAAUUACCCAGAUAAUAAAGAAUUAGAAAAAUUCCGAGAAGCAAUGGGUAUAUUACAACAUCAUGAUGCUAUUACAGGCACAGAAAGACAACAUGUUGCAAACGAUUAUGCUCGAAUUUUGUCCAUUAGCAUGAGAGACGGGGAAGAAAUUAGCACUGAUAUAUUAAGAAAUUUUCUGCCAAAGGAUCAAAGUUCGGAGCAGAAGAAAUUACUUAAAUUCCAUUCAUGUCUACUAUUAAAUAUUAGUUCAUGUGAGCACACAGAGAUUAACAAAAAUUUUGUUGUCACCGUGUACAAUCCAACAAGUCAACUUCUUACAACCUAUGUACGACUUCCAGUUAAAGGAGCAUCAUAUAAUGUUAAAAAUUAUUUAGGAACUGAACUAGUAACACAAAUUGUCCCAGUGCCAGAAGCAGUGAAAACGAUUCCGGGUAGGAACAGUUCUGCAUUAUAUGAGCUAGUAUUUCUAGCACAAGAAAUACCUGCUAUGGGUUAUCAAUCCUUUUAUGUAAGUGAAAAGAAUUCGGAAAUUGAAUUUCAAUCUGAUGAACAAAAAUGGAAAACCUACGAUAUAUCUGUCGAUGCGACUGGAAAAGUCUUCAUACAGUCUAAACUUAAUGAAAGUAUUAAAUUGACACAAUCCUUCCAUUAUUAUCUGGGAGCUAAAGUUAUUAACGGCGCACCUAUGUUUUGUGAUUCUGGUGCCUAUAUCUUUAGACCAAAUAAGGGUGCUGGUAUCCAAAAUUUUAGCUUUAGAGGAAAUUUCCAAAUAAUCAGAGGUCCCUUGGUGGAUGAGCUUCACAUGACUGUUAAUGAUUGGAUCAGCCAGGUUGUCAGAGUUUACGCUGGAGAAGACAGAAUUGAAUUUAACUGGCUAGUUGGUCCUAUCAAUAUUAGUGACGAUUUUGGGAAAGAAAUAAUAACCAAAUACACAACAGACUUGCAAACAAAUGGAGAAUUUUUAACAGACAGCAAUGGUCGAGAAAUUUUGAAGCGAAUGAGAAAAGUUAAACAAUCUACAGCGACUACAGAGUUCAGUGAGACAGUUGCUGGAAAUUACUAUCCAGUCACGACGAAAAUUUCCCUUAACGAUGAAAGCAGAAAAUUAAAAAUGGCGGUACUUACCGAUAGAGCGCAAGGAGGAAGCAGUUUAAUGGAUGGUGAAAUUGAACUGAUGGUUCAUCGGAGGUUGUUGACGGAUGAUUGUAGAGGUUUAGGACAAGCUUUAAAUGAAACUGCUUAUGGAACAGGAUUGGUAGCCAGAGGAGAACAUUCUUUAAUUAUUGGAAGACAGUCCGAUGCAUUCGUAAUUCAGGAAAAAAAUGAGGCUAUUAGAUUAUCCCUUCGACCCUGGAUUUUUAUUACUCCGCUUGAAAGUAAAUCCUAUGAUGAUUGGAAGAAAAAUUACAAGAUGCAGAGUUUUGGUCUGGCUAAAGCAUUGCCUCCUAAUAUUCAUAUCUUGACGCUAGAACCCUGGAAAGACGGAAGUGUUUUAUUAAGAAUUGAACAUCUUUUUGAAUCUGAUGAAUCAGUUGAGCUUUCUACGCCAGUUACAAUAAAUAUACAGGACCUCUUCGCAGAUUUUACCAUAACGUCAGUUCGUGAAACAACACUGGGUGGAAAUCAGUGGUUGGAGGACAGUGAUCGUCUCAAAUGGGUCCCCGACGAAGACUAUGUAGUUAAAAAUAAUUAUAUUCUUGAACCCAUUAUACCUGAAAAUAAGAUGGUUUUAGUAUUGAUGCCAAUGCAAAUUCGUACCUUUAUUGUGGAUGUGUUACCAUACGUCAGCAGUGAGUGACAAGUCUACAGUUUUCACGAAAUUGAUUAUCUUUACACAAUCUACUUUUUCAUCUUUUUACAUCUAUUUUAGUAAAAAAAUUAAGUUUUUGAAGUUUUUACUCUAAACUAAAUUCUUGAAACAAGUAUAGAACAAUUACAAAUAUUAUCAUAAAGAAUUUACUAGUAUUGUAAAUAUUUACUUUUUCUGGAAAAAUCGAAAAAAAUAAUUCUUUUUGUUCGAUAUAGAAAUAAUCUCAUCCUUCACGUAA